GCUACGGGUGCCGGAGCGGGAUGGAGCGGCGCUGAAAGGCGGCUCCGAGGCGGGGAGAAGCCGGCACACUGAGGGGGAAGGCCCCGGGGCUCCAUGGGCGGCUGGAGCUGACACCUUCCCCUGGGCACAGCGGGACAAUGAAGCUCCUGAAACCCACCUGGGUUAACCAUAAUGGAAAGCCAAUCUUUUCUGUGGACAUCCAUCCUGAUGGAACAAAGUUUGCGACAGGAGGCCAAGGAGAAGAUUCUGGAAAAGUUGUUAUUUGGAAUAUGCCACCUAUAGUUAAAGAAGAAGAGGAGAAGAAUGAAAAUGUUCCCAAGAUGCUGUGUCAGAUGGAUAACCACUUAGCCUGUGUGAACUGCGUGAGAUGGUCCAACAAUGGAGCUUAUUUGGCAUCAGGAGGGGAUGACAAACUCAUCAUGGUGUGGAAACGAUCGGGAUACAUUGGGCCAAGCACUGUUUUUGGCUCCAGCAGUAAGUUAGCUAACGUGGAGCAGUGGCGCUGUGUUUGCAUCCUAAGGAGUCAUUCUGGAGAUGUAAUGGAUGUGGCGUGGUCACCUCAUGAUGCUUGGUUGGCAUCCUGCAGUGUGGAUAACACAGUUGUGAUAUGGAAUGCACUUAAGUUUCCAGAGAUCAUUGCUACAUUGAAGGGCCACUCUGGCUUGGUUAAAGGACUAACUUGGGACCCUGUGGGAAAGUACAUUGCCUCUCAGGCUGAUGACCGCAGUCUUAAGGUCUGGAGAACCAUGGAUUGGCAGUUAGAAACCAGUAUCACCAAGCCUUUUGAUGAGUGUGGAGGCACUACACAUGUGUUACGUCUCAGCUGGUCACCAGAUGGGCAUUACCUUGUAUCGGCUCAUGCUAUGAACAACUCAGGCCCCACUGCACAAAUCAUUGAACGGGAUGGCUGGAAAACCAAUAUGGACUUUGUGGGACACAGGAAAGCAGUCACUGUAGUGAAAUUUAAUCCAAAACUUUUUAAAAAGAAGCAGAAGAAUGGAAGUUCAAGCAAGCCGAGCUGCCCCUACUGUUGCUGUGCUGUAGGUAGCAAGGAUCGCUCGCUGUCUGUAUGGCUUACCUGUCUUAAGAGGCCGCUGGUCGUUAUCCAUGAGCUCUUUGACAAAUCAAUCAUGGACAUCUCAUGGACUCUGAAUGGGCUUGGCAUUUUGGUUUGUUCCAUGGAUGGAUCAGUGGCAUAUCUGGAUUUCUCCCAGGAUGAGCUUGGGGACCCACUGAGUGAGGAAGAGAAGAGUAACAUUCACCAACGUACAUAUGGAAAAAGCUUGGCUAUCAGCAAAGAACCUCAGUUGUCCAAUACCAUCAUAGAGAAUCCAGAAAUGCUGAAAUUACAACAAAAGCAACAGACACAGCAGGAGACAGAACAAGGGCCAUCUGCAAACAGCUUUGAGGCCUCCACUCCAAAAGUGACCAGCAUGGUGAAUGGGGAGAGCCUGGAGGACAUUCGGAAGAAUCUUUUAAAGAAACAAGUAGAGACACGUACAGCUGAUGGUCGGCGCAGGAUCACACCACUCUGCAUCGCUCAGCUGGACACUGGGGACUUCUCUACUGCUUUCUUUAAUAGUAUUCCAAUUUCGGGAUCACUUGCUGGCUCUAUGCUUUCGUCUCAGAGCAAUCAGCAGCUCAUAUCCCUCGAUUCCAACACAACCAGCUCCUCAGGUAUCCCUAAAACAAGCCAAGAACCUGCAGGAAACAGCUUAAAACCAGCAGAGGAUCCAGUCAACAAAGAAAGUGGGAAUCCUCCUACCACCAGUCCUGUGGCUUCCACCAGCCACUCUGCUCCAUCUAAGAUAGAGCCCAUGAAAGCACUUGACUCCAGAUUCACUGAGCGAUCUAAAGCUACCUCAGGGACAACAGGAGUCGCUCACCUUAACCAGACAGCUGUAGACAGGUUGAAAGACCAGAAUGCUGUAAAGGAGGCAAAGCCACGUGAGCCAGAAAGCAGCAGUGACAGUGAGGAAAAGAUUCCUGCAGCCAAACCACACUCAAAGAGGAAAGGGGACGCUGACAAUGAGCUUGGGGAGAAGAGGAAGAAAGGGCGGCCGCGGAAAGACUCUUCUCGGCUCAUGUCUGUCUCUCUUACUGUGCAGUCUCAAGUGGCAUCGGCGUCAGAGAAAGAAUUAACGUGUGUGACUACUCCAGCAGUAACCCUGAAACUGCCAACCCCAGCCUGCCAGAAAUCCUUCACACUUCAAAUAAGCUCAGAUCCCUCUAUGUAUGUAGAAGUGGAGAAUGAAGUCACAUCUGUUGGAGGGUCCAAGCUCAGCCGGCUUAAGUGUCACCGGGAAGGAAAGGAGUGGGAGACUGUCCUCACCAGCCGAAUCCUGGCUGCAGCUGGUAGCAAUGAAGUGGUAUGUGUUGCGUGUGAGAAGCGAAUGCUGUCCAUGUUUUCCGGCAGCGGCAGGCGUGUCUUCCCACCCAUUAUUUUGCCCUCCCCAAUAUCCACGUUACAGUGCACGGGUUCCUAUGUCAUGGCUCUCACAGCCUCUGCUGCUCUGUCAGUCUGGGAUGUCCAGAAACAGACUAUUGUAAUAAAGGACGAGUCUUUACAACCCAUGCUAUCAGGUAAUAUGACGGUUUCCCAGACACUACUGACACAGAGGGGGAUCCCAGUUCUCAGCCUAUCCAAUGGGAAAGCAUACUGCUUCAAUCCCUCUCUUGCUUCAUGGAACCUGGUAUCUGAUAGGCAAGACUCCUUGGCACAGUGUGCAGACUUUAGGAACUGCUUGUCGUCACAAGAUGCCAUGAUGUGCUCCGGACCACUAGCCAUAAUUCAGGGACGAGCGUCCAAUUCAGGCAGACAGGCCGCUCGCCUCUUUACAAUGCCUCACCAAAUGCAACAGGAAACCACCAUGGCUCACUUAGAAAACCAGGUUGCAGCUGCCCUAAUGCUACAAUCUAGCCAGGAGUACAGACACUGGCUCCUCAUCUAUGCACGGUACCUUGUCAAUGAAGGUUUUGAGCAGCGGCUGAGGGAGGUGUGUCAGGAGCUGCUGGGUCCAGUCCAUCAUUCAGCUGGCAGCCAAUGGGAAUCACGCAUAUUGGGUCUGCGGAAGAGAGAGCUGUUGAAGGAGCUUCUUCCCCUCAUUGGACAGAAUCUACGUUUUCAACGGAUUUUCACAGAGUACCAGGAGCAGCUGGACAGUUUAAGGGACAAAUAGCAUUUCUUGGUUCACUUUUCAUACUCCUCCUUCAGUUGUUAUUUUUCUCCUUGGUGUGAAAACCUGCUGGUUAGGGGAGAACAAUGAGGCAGCUUCAACUGUGAGAAGCAAUGGUGCUAAAAGAAACUUGCAUGGACAUAUGGGGUCAGAAAAGGAGCCACAGCGCUUCCUCCCAGUCACCCCAAACCUGUUUAGCAUCCAUUAGUAUACCUUGGAUUAUUCUUUCUCCUUCGUGGUUACUGGAAAACCUGGAAGUUUGUGUUGAAAUAUUAAGAAAAUGAAUGAGAAGUUAUUGGCCGUUUCUGAAAGAAAAAGCACAGUUCAUUACUAAUACGCUUGAAAAGCAUUACCCUGUUAUUACCUUGAAUUUUGUCCCAAUGUUGAACAUGACAUUGCACUAUAUUAAUCCGUAUUUAAGAGCGCCGUUAAGCAGCCAAACUUCACUUUUGAAUAUAUGAAUAAGGCAAGUCAGUGCUGCCCCACCAAUUUAUUUUUGUACUUGACUUUGCGAACUUGUAAUACAGAUUUUCCAUUGCCCAACAAUCAAAACCUACAAGUCCAAUGAAUGUAGGAAGCUCCUAAUGAACCUGUUUAAUAUUCCUACAGCUGAAUCUACCCUCAUUCAGUUUUUAAUUUUUAAGUGUUUGUAAAAAACAAAAAGAAAAAAAAAAGUUUUUUUUCCAUUCCUUUUCUAACUACCGAAUAAAAAGAACACUUCAUUCUUAA
This is a messenger RNA of Bombina bombina (fire-bellied toad), 3905 nucleotides long. Its product is annotated as protein HIRA. Gene Ontology annotation, cellular component: nucleus; HIR complex. Lineage: Eukaryota; Metazoa; Chordata; Amphibia; Anura; Bombinatoridae. Gene Ontology annotation, molecular function: nucleosome binding; protein binding. The transcript has 25 exons. The record is from RefSeq and is a predicted model, not a curated record. The coding region runs from base 138 to 3179 and encodes 1013 amino acids. Gene Ontology annotation, biological process: chromatin remodeling; regulation of DNA-templated transcription; DNA-templated transcription.